AUGAUAGCUCUCUGGAGAGAAUUGCAGACAAGUAAGCCAACUAUUCUAUUUCUCUCCUGUCCUGUCUCCCUCUCCGCACAUACUGACGCUUCGUUGCUCCUGUUCAGGACCCUUAAACAUGUUGCACAGUACUCUCCUUUGCUCCCAGAGCCCAUUAAGCGCAGCGUUGCUCAGGUACCUCCCCAGCAAUCCAUCAAGCAACGGUUCAGUCCCGAGCAGCUCCCACUUUCCGAACUCCCCCUCCUCCUUAACAAGCAGAUGACCCUCGAUGUGCCAGUUUAUACCGUGUGGGGCGCCUGUGAGGAUGUCCGUGUGCUGGAAAAGUUCCGCUCUGGCGAGUACAAGGUCGACAAGCUACACAUUAUCGAUGAGGCCAAUUCGAGACUACUAGAUAUCGGCGGGGUCAAGCUUCGUCUGCUUGGCCUCGGAGGCGCAAUUGUUAUGCACAAGCUCUUUGACAACGGUGAGGGCAAGACGACCAUUGCCGGUGGCCAGGGUACCAUGUGGACCACGCUGCUGCAGAUGGGCGAGCUAGUUGAUACUGCCAACCGUGUCUACGACCCUGCAGAGACCCGUAUUUUCGUCACUCAUGCAUCCCCUGCCAGAGAGGGCAUGCUGAACCAGCUCUCCGUCACCCUCAAAGCCGAUUUCUCCAUCUCUGCCGGCCUGCACUUCAGAUACGGAAGCUCCUACAACGAAUUCAGCGUCAACCCGACCCUCGACCAUUACCGCGGUAAACUGGCUGCCUCCAAGGCCUCCUUCAACGAUGUCUGGGAUACAGUCCGCGGUGAAGUUGAGUCCGCCAUAAAUGCAAAUGAAGCCCAAAAGACUCUGCUGGACAACGCCCUGGACAUUGUCCAGAAGAUGCCUAGCAUUGCUAACGGAGGUAACCCAUUCGGCGGACCAGUAACAGCAAGCAACGCAGGCGGCCAAGUGGAUGAGAGUGCCUUCAAGAAUCUGUGGAACUUCAACCUGGCCGACGCUGCGUUUGGAUACCUGGUCCUCGAUAUCGAGGGCGGCCGAAUCGGUACCGAGAUGCGCGCCCAGGGCUUCAACUUCUCUCACCGAGGCGGCAAACCUACUACUACCAGUGCUCCCCAGACCGGUGCUGCUCCUCCAGCGCUCGCCAACCCUUCUGGUGCUGCAGGAGGCACAUCCGGAGGGCCAGGAGGACCUCCACAUACCCGAGUAGCGCCACCGCAAUUUGGGCAGAUACCGGCCCAACCAUCACGGAACACCGGCAACCAGUAUCCUCCCCAGGUCUCUUCCACACAAACCCCCAACCAAGGUAAACAACACCCGCCUCUGCCACCUAAGUCUACCGCCUCUCCUGCUCCAAUUGGUGCCAACAAGGAGAAACCAGCAACCCCCAAGCCAGUAACUCCUCUCGCCGGAACUCCUGCACCCCAACAGCAACAGCAGCAACAACAACAACAAGCUCCAUCUGCCGGGGACUCUGCAUCCGAAGCCAACGGCUCUGCCCAGCAGCCAGGACAAGCAGACUCAAAAUCGGCUAGCUCCACGGACAAAAAACUAACCUGCGGCCUCUUCAUCUCCAACGUAGACACUGAGGAGGCAGUUCGACAAUUAUGGCCUGAAGAAGACCGAGCGAAGAUCGUCAAGAUCGAGAAAUGGGGCAAAUUCAACUUUGUAGUCACCUUUGCUACACCAGAAGACUCCAAGCUUGCUCUCGAGAGACAGCCACUGGAGCACAAGAAACCCAGCCCUGCUGGACCUAACCGAAAGCCCAAUGUCAAGGUCUUCGAAGACCGGGCUUCACACCGUUCCUCCAACCGCGAUGGCCAGGGAAAUGCCGGUACAUGGCAGGCCAGCAGCCGCGGUGGCUCGUCAGCAAACACUCGCAGCGGUUACCAGAGCGGAAGCGCAGCCAGUGACGGCGAGGGCGGUAGAGGAGGCCGAGGAGGAUUCGGAGGACGUGGAAGAGGCGGACGUGGUGGCGAGCGAGGCGGAAGAGGUAGUGGCCGUGGUGGACGAGGCAUGGGAUACAAGGGAGCAGCUGGCGAAUCGAGCUCUCCUGCAUCUACUCCAGCCCCUGCGGGAGACAAGCCCACUCCUUCGGCUACCGAGUCAUGA
Messenger RNA from Trichophyton benhamiae CBS 112371, 2094 nucleotides. RefSeq lists its product as uncharacterized. The transcript has a single exon. The coding region runs from base 1 to 2094 and encodes 697 amino acids. Lineage: Eukaryota; Fungi; Ascomycota; Eurotiomycetes; Onygenales; Arthrodermataceae. The record is from RefSeq and is a predicted model, not a curated record.